This is a messenger RNA of Staurois parvus, 307 nucleotides long. The record is from the annotation of a GenBank genome assembly. NCBI's taxonomy places the organism in Eukaryota, Metazoa, Chordata, Amphibia, Anura, Ranidae.
UCUGAAUCGCAGCUAUUCUCUGUCAUAAAUGGACACUUUAGUCUCUUCCUGCUUUGCUACUGAUGCAGAAAUCAUGUACACUCUUUAACCUCCCUGGCGGUAUUCCCGAGUUACACUCAGGCUUACCAUGCGGCGCUGCUCCGGGAUCCCUCGAUCACUUACCUUGUCCUGCGCUCCCGUGAUGUCCCUUUUGCAGUGUCCCCGGCAAUGUCCUCCAGCGGAUGCCGGCAUCUGUCAUCUGGAUUCGUCCCCUGCGAGCGUCGGGACGUACGGGGACGGAACGGCGGGAAAUUUGAAAAUGACAAAA